GUUGCAGCCAGAGCAGUACAUUUCUGAGCAUAUAUAAUUUUGCUACGCUCAGUAGUGUUUGCACCAAUAGCAAACUCUGUUAGUUUCUGACGGCCUGUGGUGAAAUGCAGCCAUAGUAACUUGGCAGCUUUUGACAGUUUACACGCUGGUCCGCAAUUGAUCCUUCUCGUUGUAUUUACGUUCUCUGAUGUGAAUGUGGAAUUGGUUGGAAUUUUUGCCGCCACUUCUAAUCAACGAUUUUCCUGUGGUUUUUUCUUGUGAUUUGGAAGAAAAUUAAUUGUUUUAAAACAUGAGUGCAACUAAGGUUCCAUUAGAGUGGAAACGACGAGUUAAAACUGAGUAUAUGAAGAUUAGACAGCAAAAGCGAUAUAAACGGGCCGAUGAGAUUAAGGAAGCUUGGAUCAAAAAUUGGGAAGAACAUAAUUAUAAUGUACAGGACUUAUAUUGUGAGCCCAAAGUGUGGCAUGCGCAGCCCUACGAGCCUCCACAUUUGGACUGUGUAAGAAGAGCCGAGAUUAUUGGUUACAAUGGCGCUGGUCCGCAGAGGGUUCCCAUCUGCAUAAUAAACGCUGUAACCCCAAUACCUACAAUGUACACAUGGGCACCAACCCAACAAAAUUUCAUGGUGGAAGACGAAACUGUUUUGCACAACAUUCCCUAUAUGGGGGACGAAGUACUCGACAAAGAUGGGAAAUUCAUUGAGGAACUAAUAAAAAAUUAUGAUGGCAAAGUUCAUGGAGACAAAGACCCAUCUUUUAUGGAUGAUGCUAUAUUUGUUGAAUUAGUACAUGCUCUAAUGCGAAACUACAAUAAAGAUGAAGAAUCAACUUCCAUUAUAAAUGGUGGUGUAAAUAAAUUGGAUGCAACAAAGAGUGAUGUACUUAUUAAAGGCGAUAUAGCAAUCGAAACUUCAGGGAACGUGAAAGAUUUUAAAAGUGCCGAUAUAUGCACAGAGAAAAAGCAAGAUAAGGAAUUAAAAGAAAAACUACCUUUUCCAACUCCAAUUAUAUUUCAGGCCAUCAGUUCCAACUUUCCAGAUAAGGGAAAUCCACAAGAAUUAAAGGAGAAAUACAUUGAACUAACUGAACAUCAGGAUCCUGAAAGGCCUCAGGAGUGUACACCUAAUAUUGAUGGUGAAAAAGCGGAAAGUGUAUCUCGAGAGCGAACAAUGCAUUCCUUUCACACGCUAUUUUGUCGGCGAUGCUUUAAAUACGAUUGCUUUCUUCAUCGUCACCAAACGAACGGUCUCCAAGUCGGACAUGCUGGACCCAAUUUACAAAAACGACGAUUUCCAGAAUUAAAGCCAUUUACUGAUCCCUGCAGUAAUGCCUGCUAUAUGUUAUUGGAUGGCAUGAAAGAGAAAUUAGCGGCGGAUAGUAAGACGCCGCCAAUUGAUUCUUGUAACGAAGCCAGUUCUGAAGACAGUAACGAUAGCAACAGCCAAUUCAGCAACAAAGACUUUAGUGCGGAGAAUAUAAAAGAAAAUAGUGUUGCUGUCAACAGUGCGGUUUCAGCAGAAAUAAACUCUAUAAUGGCUGGAAUGAUGAAUACGACUAACUCGAGAUGCGAUUGGACCGGUGCAGAUCAAUCUUUAUUUCGAACAUUACACAAAGUAUUUUUAAAAAAUUAUUGCGCAAUCGCUCAGACUAUGCUUACGAAGACUUGCCAACAGGUGUACGAGUUUGCACAAAAAGAAGACGCAGAGUUUUGCAUUGAGGAGUUACGCCAAGAUUAUACACCGCCACGCAAGAAGAAGAAGAAACAACGUCUGUGGUCACUUCAUUGCAGAAAGAUACAAUUAAAGAAAGAUUCAUCAUCGAACCAUGUUUAUAACUAUACCCCUUGUGACCAUGCCGGUCCUUGUGACAUGAAUUGCUCAUGCAUUCAAACUCAAAACUUUUGUGAGAAGUUUUGCAACUGUAGUAGUGAUUGCCAGAACCGUUUUCCCGGUUGUCGCUGUAAGGCACAAUGUAACACAAAGCAAUGCCCUUGUUAUUUGGCGGUGCGUGAGUGCGAUCCAGAUUUAUGUCAAGCCUGUGGUGCUGAUCAGUUUAAGUUGACAAAAAUAACUUGUAAAAAUGUGUGUGUGCAACGAGGUCUACAUAAACACUUACUAAUGGCUCCGUCUGAUAUAGCUGGUUGGGGUAUAUUUCUUAAAGAAGGUGCUCAAAAGAACGAAUUUAUUUCAGAAUAUUGUGGGGAAAUCAUUUCACAAGACGAGGCUGAUCGCCGAGGGAAAGUUUAUGACAAGUACAUGUGCUCAUUUUUAUUCAAUCUUAAUAAUGAUUUUGUAGUGGACGCUACUCGAAAAGGCAAUAAAAUCCGUUUUGCUAACCAUUCCAUUAAUCCUAAUUGCUACGCUAAAGUAAUGAUGGUAACAGGAGAUCAUAGAAUUGGAAUAUUUGCUAAACGUGCAAUUCAACCUGGAGAAGAAUUAUUCUUUGAUUAUAGAUAUGGACCCACAGAACAGCUCAAAUUCGUUGGCAUAGAAAGAGAAAUGGAAAUUGUCUAAUGUUCAAAUAAAAAUAUGAAUAAAUACAAAGCUAUAUCUCCCAUUUUACUAAACAUAAUAA
Messenger RNA from Ceratitis capitata (Mediterranean fruit fly), 2573 nucleotides. RefSeq names its product histone-lysine N-methyltransferase E(z) (gene E(z)). The transcript has 9 exons. Gene Ontology annotation, molecular function: histone H3K27 methyltransferase activity; protein binding. Gene Ontology annotation, biological process: chromatin remodeling. The record is from RefSeq and is a predicted model, not a curated record. Lineage: Eukaryota; Metazoa; Arthropoda; Insecta; Diptera; Tephritidae. Bases 290 to 2512 code for a protein of 740 amino acids.